Molecule: messenger RNA, 924 nt
Organism: Loa loa (African eye worm)
Lineage: Eukaryota; Metazoa; Nematoda; Chromadorea; Rhabditida; Onchocercidae
Exons: 8
Coding region: 1-924 (307 amino acids)
Source: RefSeq, a predicted model, not a curated record
AUGGAUUUACGUUUUGGUGGAGAUGAAAUGUCAGAAGUGUUUUCCCCUGGAGAUGAUCCGAAUAAGGAAUUUUGGACAUUCCGUAAGUUACAAUUCAAUGAUACCAUUAGCAUACGGAUGAAGCACACCUCUUAUGCCUAUAGUUUCUUCUUCAGAAGCCAGUGCGUAAUUAACUUCACAUUUUUGGAUUCGCGAAAUGUUGAAGUAGUUCGAUUUACAAUUAUCCCUGGCAGAGCUGAAUUUCAAUUGACAUGCCCUCCCAACAAGGAUACUGUAACUUACUUUUCGGAUAAUGCUUACAAGAAAAGUUAUCGGUUUGUAUUAUUAUUCUCAAGUGUUGGGAUAAUGCUAUUCCAUGAUGAAUAUUUGAAUUCCAAAACGGAUCAGUGUAUUAAUCGAAUUACCGAUAUUACCAAAUUCCGACAGUCUGUAAUUGAAGCAAAAGGAUUUGAAUCGACGGUGGAAAUACGAUCCGAAACAUCUCGAAUUCCUAGCAGUUGGCAUAUUAUAGAACCAAUUCCAAUGGGUCACGGAAUAGCUAUAGAAUAUUUCCGGCAUGGUAAAAGCAUAAUAACAAUUCGAUUAGGGGACAAGAACGGAAUAACAGCACUUGCUCUAAUCUUAGACUACACAAAAGGCGUGCUUUACACAAAACGUGACAGAUUAGACGACGAAAACGUAGUAUGCGUUAAUUUUGGAAGUAGCGUACAAUUUAUUUCAACAAUGUUGGGCAGAAUUGAAAUUAUCAUUCUCCCCUAUCAUUAUAAGAUUGAUAUGCUAACUGCCGAUCGUUCAAAGACAAGUAAUUCGCGAGGGUGCUUGGUUUCUGGUCAUCACUUAUCACCGUAUGAUAUUGGGCAAACUAUUCUUGAUUCAACAAGUAAAAAUACAGUAUUUUAUUAUUAUUACGUAUACGAGCCGUGA